This is a messenger RNA of Malurus melanocephalus (red-backed fairy wren), 6839 nucleotides long. RefSeq names its product leucine rich repeat containing 17 (gene LRRC17). Gene Ontology annotation, cellular component: plasma membrane. Lineage: Eukaryota; Metazoa; Chordata; Aves; Passeriformes; Maluridae. The record is from RefSeq and is a predicted model, not a curated record. The transcript has 3 exons. Bases 459 to 1775 code for a protein of 438 amino acids. Gene Ontology annotation, molecular function: protein binding.
ACAGCUUCAAACUCCUCGUUUGAGCUCRGCUUCCAAGAUUAACUUAAAUGCAAAAAGGUCCAGCCUUAUGCUGCUUUCCUGAACACAUGACAAUCUCCUAACAAAGAUCAGUAAGAAAUUGGUCCAGGUAGCUUCCCAUGUUUAAUCAAAAUGAAAAACAGUAGACUAGAGUAAGUAAAAACUAACAAAUACACAAAAAGAGAUAGGACAUUAAAUCUUCAAAGUAUUUGUGAAGCUCCAAGUAGCACCGGGAUUGAGUACUUGACUGCAUAUUAUGUAAAAGCCUCCAUGAAAAUGCCCAUUUCAUCUGUUCUAAUGUUUUACUUUUCUUCCAACACAGGAAUCCCACAUACCCCAGCUGUGCYUCCUCAGAUCUGUACAACACUGAUUCAGACUAUCCAAAAAUWUCAACUGUUCCAGCUGUCACAGAAAAUAACUGGGGCCAGCUGAAUGACAGGAUGCWAGUAGUUACUAUUAUAUUACUAAUUCUUCUUUGUAAUGCAUCUGACUGUAGGAGGACAAGGAAUAGGAGUUUGAGAAACAAUGAAAGGGAAAACAUUUUAAGGAGAGCAUCUGGCACUGUUAAGCGCAAUGCCCGAGGCCCAACAUGUGAUAUUUACACUUACCUUCAUGAGAAAUACCUAGAUUGCCAGGAAAGAAAAUUGGGUUUUCUGGCACCUGAUUGGCCAGAGGAUAUAAAACACAUGCUGCUAGCAAGAAACAGGAUUCGUAAAUUGAAGAAUAAUAUGUUUUCCAAGUAUAAAGUACUGAAAAGUCUGGAUUUACAACAGAAUGACAUAUCAAAAAUUGAGAGCGAGGCUUUUUAUGGUUUGGAUAAACUUACCACACUCUUACUUCAGCAUAACCAAAUUAGGGUUUUAUCUGAGGAGAUUUUUAUUUAUACACCCAGUCUAAACUACCUACGUCUUUAUGAUAAUCCCUGGCAUUGCAACUGUGAACUAGAAACUCUUGUUACAAUGCUACAGGUUCCAACAAACAGGAAUUUGGGAAAUUAUGCCAAAUGUGUGCACCCAAUAGAACUGAAAAAUCAAAAGCUAAAGCAGAUAAAAGCUGAUCAGCUAUGUARUGAAGAGGACAGGCAGGACCCCAGAAACAUAAAACGGGAGAAGCCUGAACCUGCCAAACCAGAAUUUGACUCCUCUUUGUGCCACAUGUAUGUGUUUCCCGUGCCAACUCUGAACUGCAAAAGAAAAGAUUUAAAGAAAGUUCCAGGUAACAUACCUCCAGAUAUAGCAAAACUUGAUCUGUCCAACAACAAAAUCAGACAGCUACGMGCCAAGGAGUUUGAAGAUGUCAGUGAACUGAAGAUAUUAAAUCUAAACAGUAAUGGAAUAGCUUACAUUGAUCCUGCUGCUUUCUCAGGCCUAAAUAACUUAGAGGAGCUGGAUCUAUCAAACAACAGCUUGCAGAAUUUUGAAUAUGGAGUACUGGAAGAUCUUUACUUUCUGAAAAUACUGUGGCUGAGAGAGAAUCCUUGGAGAUGUGAUUACAAUAUUCAUUAUCUUUUCUACUGGCUGAAGCAUCACUACAAUGUUCACUACAAUGGCCUAGAAUGCAAAACACCUGAGGAAUACAAAGGAUGGUCUGUUGGAAAAUAUGUUCGAAGUUAUUAUGAGGAGUGCCCAAAAGACAAGCUUCCCAUUUAUCCAGAAACUUUUGACCUGGACAAAGAUGAUGAGGAAUGGGAACGACACAAAGAGCAAACAGUCCAAACAGUAAAGAAGCACGGUGUAAUUGUCACUGUGAUAGGCUAAUAAGGGAACUCUUUUCCUUAGUACAUUGAAAUAAUUGAUAUUUUAAAAAAGAAAAACUUGCUGUUUACAUUUUUUUUCUAAUUAUACUGUUGGUUUGUAGGAUUAUCUGCCUACAAAGGUGCCUGUUUAUUGCAGAUAAUAACUACAGAAUUACAUUAGUUCUACAGCGUCCUUCAUCUAGUAAUUGUUUUCCACAAUUUGUUCUGGACACUCUUGUGAAAUAUUUUGGCAAAUCUCUGAAACCAUGCAGCAGAAAUCAAUAGAAACAAAUGUACAUAAUAUGGUGGGGAGGAGCUUUCUUAUGUAUGGACACAGUUUGUGUUCACACAGAAAUAGCUGCAGGAUUGUGACCAAGACACAUUUUUCUUGAAUGUAUUGAUGGUUCUUUGUAUCUAUCAGUUUCCUGAAAUAGUCCCAGAAAACAUUUUUAAGAUUUUUGUAUUGAUUUUGUGUUGUUUUAUUGUAGACCAAAAAAUCAAACUUAAGACUAAUCUCAAAUACAGGGCUAGAAAAAAAGGAAUGGCAGUUGUUACACUAAUAAGGAUUCAAACACAGAAGGGGGGUUCUACUUGCWGAUUUACCACUGUUCCAGCUUGGGUGAAUAACUCAGCCUCUGCCUCUUCCAUAGCUGAGGUGCCUUAAAACCGUGAGUAAUCAAGGCACAGUUGCUUCCCAGGAUGCAGCUCCGUAUGCUUAUAAUUGCUUUGCUUGGUUUUGGAGGUAGGCAGAACUGAAAUCUUUCUAGGAAGAAUUUUAGGUUGUUGUAUCAGUUUGACACAGAUCACAUGCCAUCACUUCCAGGUGACAAGGAUCACGUGAAGGAUGCUGUGGUCUGCAUCCAGCACAUCAGUGCCUGCCCAAACUGAAGAUAAGCAUGCUUUUGAGAGCUCAKAUGUGUGGGACAUUCUCUGAGUUCACUCCUCACAACUCAUUAUCCCCUCCUUAUCAAACAAGUGUYUAUGUGGAUAUACAUUGACUAAAACCUGUGAUCAUCCUAAUAUGACAGUAACAGAGCAGUACAAAUGCCUCAGCUAAGUAGAUGAUAUUUCUAAAGAAAAAAUUCCUGGCUAAUAUACUUAGAUCACUAAGAAAUGUGUAAGUGCAGGGUAGAAAUUCAGGGCCAAAACUUUAAAUUUCUCUUAGCUCUCAUGGAAGAAGUYCUGGAAAACUCCAGGGAGAAAGUUUGUUCCUGUGAGGAUCUGGAGRUACUUAUGGGUUUUGUGCAUUCCCCUGGUGCUUUAACCAUGAGUCCCAAAGGUCGUGCGAUUCGUUUUAUAUGUGCAAGACAAAGCAUUCAGUGUUUUUCUGCUGACAUGAAAUAUAAGAACCACAUAAAGGAAAAAAUCAGGAGAUAUUAAGGGUCCUAGGAAUGCCAAAAAAUCUCAAAGCGAACAUAUCCCAUUAUUAAUUGCAUUCUGUUGUGUCCUCCAUUAUUAAGAUUAUGAAGAUAUUUCAUGGUGCUUUGCUGAUAAACUGGAUACUUUAGCCAUUUCUUCCACAACAUCCUUCAAAAACCUUAUAGCAAAAAUACAGUGGUAUCUGACUCAUCCCUAUUCCUGGAAAUAUCUUAAGCAUURUCUUAACUGUUAAAGGUUAAUUCUGAAAAGAUGAAACAGAGAGGAAAACCCUAUUUGCCAGUAAUAUUCACUGCCASGCAUAUUCUGGAAACUUAAAAGUACUAAAAGUAAAAAAAAUUCUGUCACAAAUAGCAACAAUAAUUAAGUGAAGUAGUCCGGCUCCUCUCAAAUCAUGGAGGAUUAUUUCAAUGCAGAACUACCGGGUAUGAUUGGAAAGGAUAGACAAUGAAACCACAGCAGCACAUCUGUUAUUGGCAGCACAGCCACUGGUGAAAAUCUGAGCAGGAAAAAAUGCAUUUAUAAACCACAUUAUGUUAAUUUCUGCAAAGAGUCAGUGUUAGGAAAAAAAUACUGGCUUAAAGCAGGCUAAAUCUGUGUGGAAAAGACAAUCCAGGAAAAGAAUAUAAGACAAAAUCUGCAUCAGAGGUCUCUAAUCUCUCGGGUCAGCAAAAAGUACCAAUUGGAAAAGCAGCGGAAUAAAACCGCAGACCACAAGCAGACUAUUCUUGCUCAAUAACCCUGGGGAUUCCCAAACAGAUCAUGAAUUCACCUCUUAGGACCAAGGCUAAAACCAGUGAUAAAUACGAUGAUUGUUCAGUAGAAGCCAGAGUUAAGGAAGCRGGGCUGAUCAUUCAGGAUUUCAAACAGCGGCAUCAGAAAGUGCUGCACCCACUGAAGGUUCAUGAGGGAUAACGAGCUGAACAUCCUGGCUGUGUCUAACAGMACAAGAUGUUUGGCCACAGCUGUUAAGCAAGAUCUCUAAGUGAGGGAGGGACAUAUUAACAAGGAGCAUGGUUCAACAACUAUCUGCCAAAUAAAGGUUUCAAUGUGACCUUGUGGAAUCAGUGUCAGCACAGAAGUUCCACGAAAGGAACCCUUGCGCAAUAAAAUCAAAUUAAAUUCAGUACUUAAGAGAAGGACUGAUUAGUCAUCUGGAAUCAACAAAUGGAAAGAUUUCUAGUGAAGAAUGGUCGGAAGUUUCGAAUGCUGGAAUUGCCCUUGAUACUAUUUUCCUUAGAUAGCCUUUGGAGCUUUCAAGGAGUGGCCAGAAAUUCUUUUAUUUUAACUACAAUGCACUAUAAUUUUAUUCCUUACUGUUACAGUCAUUGCAUAAUUCUUUAUUUUUUCAAUUAUACUAGCGAGUUAUUUCAAAAUAGUCACAGAAAUAUUCAAGUGAUGGGGUUUUUUUCCUGUCAUUUAAAAAAACACAAAAGUGUGUGUGCCUGGGGGAAACGCCAUGAAAAACUAGCUGGGAUACAUUAGGGUUUUCUGCAUGUUGGCAUUUGCAGACACCCCAAUGAGCCAGUGGCAGAACAGACAGUAAUUGCAACUACAAAUAAUGUAAGAACACAACAAUGGAAAUAGUAGGUUGGGCCAAGGAUAAUAUAGGUUAGCAUGAUCUCUUGACAGUGACUAGUAGAAAAUUCUUUGAGAAAAGACUGUAUGAACAGAAAAAGCACRCAGGAGUCAUGAAGAUAGUGCAGAAGGAUGUAGCACAAGGAAAAGGACAAUCAUAAAGGUCCCAGAUGAACUUCCACGUCUAAAAGGAAAUCAUGGGCUUUUCUCUUCCUGUAGAAGCUCUUUAAGUCUCUUCUUUCAGUAACUCCUUUGUUGAUUCCCCUUCUUUCUCUGUCCUAGCCAGGAAACAAUUACAUGAAGACAACUGCCCUGUCUUCCUAAAAUGCAGUGCAUGUCCUAGGAGUGUUGCCUUAAGGGACAAACUACAGUGCUCUGCAGAGGCAGAGACCCCUUCUCUCCACAGUCACAUGAAAGACAGAAAAGAUUAUUUUGCACCAUGUUUUGCCAUGACAGAAUGCAGGAAAAAUGAAUAUGUCUGUCAAUACUAUGACCACUACUGGAAAUAWAACACUUCAACAGCUUCUGGGGAAAACUUAGCUCCUGCACUAUGAAUAUGAAUGGCAGCAUUUAAAUGCAGUUCCCUGUCACACAUGGAAGACAAAUAAUUCUCCAAGAUCACUGAGUAGAUGGAGGAAAACCACAAACAGCUGAGCUAUAACCCAUGCACCUCAUACACUCACUUUCUCUGGCACGGUAAUGCACUGAAUUGCCAAAGACAGUCUGAGCUGGAAUCAAAAUUAACAUUCACAUGCAGAUAUUAAACAAAGACUACUAUUUCAUAAAUGCACCACAGGCCAAAGUUAGAGUACAAAACCCCAUUUUUUUAAAAUUGCAGAUAAUUAAUUGAUAAGAAAACCUCUCACAAACAUGUUUAGCCAGCUGAACAGACCUAACCCACAGUUAAUACAAUUUCUGUUUUAACUUUAACAAUAGAAAACAUGCUGCCAAAAUCUGUGUAAUCUUGGAUUUGUUUGGAAAGAUGAGGUCAGAACUGUAGCUUGGGUAAGUUCGAAUGGAARGGUUUGUCACAUCUGUAACCUAUAAUUGAACAGACAGUUCAACUGAGUUUGUUAGCUGAAAAAAUGUCAAAGAAUCUCAAUAUGAUUUUCAGUCUCUAAAAGAAGAAAAAAAUAGUUUUGCAGCAACAUUAAACCAUCCACAAGAGCUUCAAAAGAAUGGCACAAAUAGGCUAUAUGAUAAAUAUCAAUGAGUUUCAACAUAAAAAUAAAUGUAAUAAUCUAAAUAUCAAUAGUACACUGAUUUAAAUAUGUUUCCUGCUUAAAAAAAACUAUUGUGUAUCUUCAAAGCUAGAAGAAAAUGCUUUMUAAAUCAAUGUUUUCUAAAAGCCUCUGUAGACUGUCAUAUAUGAUUCAUCACAACUAGCUUAAAAUAGCACUGAAUAGAUGUAAAUAGGCACAAUGUUUGAUUUCAAGCCUACAGAAAACAUUAAUSAUCAACAAAAAUGGAAAAUGCAAAGUUUAUAGAGACGUAAAUUGAAUAUAAUGUCUUUGAUAUGGAAGAUAAGGGAAAAUGAAUGGCAAUCAACAUACUGAUAUUCCAACUGAUAUAAUCAACACUAGAUAUGAAUCAGUUAAAUAACGUGACAGAAAAGGCAUUUUAUAUCUAAGAUGUAAUCCUACCACAACUGUUCUUCACACAUUUCAMGCUCAAAACAACAGAAACAUUACCAUGAUUUUAGUUUUCUAUUCAUAUACAUAAGGAAAACAAAAUCAUAGAAGGAUUUAACAUUUCCUAAGUACAACACCCAUAACAGAGGCGACAUGGCUGUGUAUGAUUUAUUUUGGCUUGCUUUCUCUAUUAGCUGCUAAAGUUCAUUAUGAUACUGGAUUAARUUCUGUCACUAAAAAAUUUGCAUGCUGAUAUCGUUGAGAAUGUUAAUUUAUCCUGUGAUAUAAAAGCCAAAACCAUGACCAAAAUACUUUUUUAUUCUUGGCCAGUUKUUCUUUUCCAUCACCAAUCUAGAGAGUAAAUUGUUUUCACCCAUAAUCACACAGUAAUUUUCUAAAACAAAAGAAAUCACUCUGAAAUUGUUAUAGGCUUCAUCAACAAUUUCAAUCAUGUAUUGUCUGAUUAAAUAAUAAAAUGCAUUAUAGUCUCAAAACAUCAA